ACAGAACUGAAUGGAAUGUUUCGCUCCCUAUUCUUGACAUUGUCAACAACCCCCCGUGUAGAUCGGUGAUGGAGUGCGAAAAGAUUGUCGUUCGGCGGUGUUUUAAAAAUAGCCCACGGGAUGCGUGAACCUCUCCGGAGGGAAGAAUAGAAAUUGGGGGAUUUUUGUUUAGUAUUUUUAGUGUGAUCGUGUGGAUGAUUCAACAGUCCUCCGGUGAAAUUUCAAUCGUUGACAUCGUCUGGAGGGAUUCUUUGUGCUAUUCUCCAUAUCUUUUCCAAGUGAUCUUUUCAUUAAAUAAUUUUUUUUUAAAAGUGAUCGUGCAAUGCCCCAAACUGUGAUAACAAUGCGCCCAGUUAAUCGGGAAACCCCAAUUAGGACUGGGAUAAAAAUAUGCUACUGCCGGAUGUUCCAUUGUCUCCAGCCGGGCUUCUUUACCUCCAAGUAUGGUUUGAUGAAGCUCUUUGAGUGCCUCAUGGGGAUCUUCUGCCAGAGUCUCGUCUUCACAUUUGGCCUCGACAAUGCCAAGAAGGGCUUCGGAUGGGAUCCAUACUUUGCAUUCCUUUCCGCCACAUCAGCCUGCCUCCCCACAACGGCUCUCCUCCUUCUCUGCUACACCUUCAGCGUCAACACGUUCCGCCUCGUGCGAUCUUCAAUCUUCGAGAUUGUCUUCAACAUCUUCUGCGCCUUCUGCUACAUCAGUGCAUCCGGAAGUGUGGCGUACCGGGAGCAAUUCUAUCAGAAUUUCACAAAAUUCUUCACCGGACCCGGUGACUAUACCAGCCUAACCACGCUUUAUUUCAUGGGAGGGCUAAUGACCAUCAUUUAUAGUUACGAUGCAUUUCUCGCAUUUAGGAGCUACAACGGAAAUUCAUGAUCAUUUUAUUUUUGCAAUUCUCCAUCGCGAUCUCACCCAUUCACAGAAUGUUCUUUUCCACAAAAAAACCAUCAUCAUAAUAUAAGAUUUUUACAAUGAAACAACAAACUAUAUCGCAUUUUUCAUUACUUUUCCUGCGUCAAAGAAAAUUCCAGAGAGAAAUAAAAUUGCAUUUUUAAUCGCUGACUUAUGCAAUAUGAAAUUUUAUUGAACUUGACCACGAAAAAAAAAUGUUGUCUCCAUUUGUUUGCCAUUUUCACACCAUUAUCAAGGGGAAAAAGUAGCGCAAUUACCGUGAAAAAUAAAAUCAAAGCCGUUGAUAUAAAAUUAGCAUUUGGUGACAGCCUUUUUUUUUUACACACAAUAUAAUCUCUCUUGUUGAUAUUGCAAAAAGUAAUAAAAAUCUGCACGACUUUUGAUGGUAAAUUAGUUACAAUUGCACGAUAUAAAAGUGCACACGAUCACCUCUAUUGUGCACAAGCAUUGCGUUUUAUUACGAGGAAAAUGAAGAGAAAAGUCGCCUGGCUGUGGAACAUUAUGCUUUACUCGUAUGUUCUGCAGGGAAGUUGAGAAUGUCUCGCGAUCACCUCAAGAUCACUCUUGAUCACGCUUGAUUAUUUUAUUGUUUGUGAAAAUAGAUGAAAACCGUUACAAAUAAUACUGUAUCACCUGCAUUUCCUCAUUGGAAAAGAAUUCCAUCGAGUUGCAAUCAAUGAUCGCUUAAAGUUUUUCAGGUGCGAUUAUGAUGCGCUUCAAUUCAGCUUUAUUUUCAAAAAUUUUGUUAAUUUAGUAUUAGCCAGCGACGUUUUGAUUCUAUUUUAUCCUUGUUAGGAUCUGUAAAAAUAUACCGAAACAUUGCUAAGAGUU
Molecule: messenger RNA, 1741 nt
Organism: Lutzomyia longipalpis
Lineage: Eukaryota; Metazoa; Arthropoda; Insecta; Diptera; Psychodidae
Gene: sing
Product: protein singles bar
Exons: 2
Coding region: 323-874 (183 amino acids)
Cellular component (GO): membrane
Source: RefSeq, a predicted model, not a curated record